AGAAAGGUUCAGUCGCGCUUGGUCUACGGCACAUGACAGGUCGAGAGCGUAGCAGUUCUCCGCUCUCCGCAUUCCUCCUACAGACUUUCUGCUCAUCUAGCGCGUGAGGUCGAUGCAGUUUUAUGCGAUCGGAGAGACAGAUGAUAAUAAAACAGUUUCACAGUCUAUAUAUGAUAUUUAAAUUAUGACAAGUACCAUGUGAUUAAAAGAUCACAAUUUUUGUUCAAUGUCGUUUUUGAACAAAUUAGCUAAAUUUUACGUUAAUUCAUCUGAAGAAAAAGUAUUUUUUGGACAUCUGUGAUUACACGAUGUCUUAAACCAACAUAUAAUAAACCCGCAGCACUUAGAAAUACCGACGUUUUAAAUUUAACUGCUAGGAAUUACCGAUUAGCGAUUAAAAAUAUAAAUAUAAAAGAAGUGUGUGUGUUCUUGUGGUCUUGUGUAAAGUGUGUGCACCGACUAUACGUCAUUCGUUUUCUGUCCAUGUCUGUUUUACAUCCAUUGAAGCAUGUGAUGGAUUCCUCUGUUCAGCGUCAAUCUACUGCAAAUCGCUCGUCAGAAGUGCCCCACGCCAAUAUCAAUUUGUUCCUGAAUGCCACCUGGAUAGAAUCUGUUCUUCCAAAAAGGUGGUGAGAUGUCGGAGGAGAUCGAGCGAGACGCAGGGUUCUGCUCGGGCGAAGACCUGGAAGAUCCCUUGGAGGCUGAAGACGAUCUUCACUCACCUACAGACGUCAGUGAAGACAGUGUAGAGGUCAAAGUGUUGCCCAUCAGUCUACGCAGUAUCAAGAAUAAACGCAAAUGUGCUGAGCCUCGGAAAGUUGCCAGCGAGGAUGACGAUGUUCUCCCACCGUACAAGAAAAGACGUCAUUUUAUCAACACCGAGGGCAGCAAGAAGGCAUCCCAGAUCCUCCAAGACGAUCAUCCGCCUCUACGCUCCUCUGUCUCUUCUCUCCCUGGAGCUAUAAAUCAGCAGUCAGUUCCUGCAAGUCCAUUCAGGCCUUGGAGUCAGCAAACGAUACCCCCACCAUCACCACCGCAGGAAGUGAGACGAUGUCCCUCGACAUCAGUGAGCACUCCAUCUCCACCGCCACCGUCCUGUACCCCAACUCAUCCACCACAGGUACCCUUACCGAGGCAUUGCCAUUCGGCAUCCGUCACAGCUUUACCAUUCCCUGCCUCAUCUGACGUCUCUCAACCUUAUAAUGACCGCGUACCCAUUCUGCAUUACCAGCAAGAUGAACCGUUGUCAUUGGUUUUAAAGAAUGAGUCCAAUGCUGACGACGAUAGAACUCCUCAAAGGAGAGACCGAAUCUUGCAUGGGCCCGAAGUCUUCGCUUCAGAGAGAUCAAUUCAUCCGUCAGUGACUUCGGCUCAUGCAAGUAAAUCGAGAUUCGAUGUACCUGGGAGAGUUGAGGACGUGAGAUUGUGUGGUGUGACAGGUGCUACAGUGAAGGGUCUAACUCCGGUGGAUAGAUAUGCGUUAUCGCAUCCUCGAAUGUUACCGGAGAGACAUGAUCUGAUUCCUCAGGUUCUGAACCGUCCCAUAGCAAGUGAAACCUUUGUCAGAUGCCCCUCAACUAAUGUCAACAGGACUCACAGGUAUGAGGCUGUUGAUUUCUCUGUUACCGAUCCCGCCGAUCCUCUCUCAGUUGGAAGAAGGACGUUGUCAGACUGUGAGGACAAGAACAUGUUGGAGGUGGAGGAUCUGAGUUCAGGUUUGAGGCAGCGGACGUGUAGUGGUGCGAAGUUCAGUGUGGAAUCUUUGCUUGGUCGUGCAAGAGGUUCCAAAGGGAACGAUGAAGAGAAACCAGGCCCUUCAAUAGCAUCAACGUCUUCUAACAACAACGAUCAACAGAAAAAUAAACAGACUAGUCAAAAUGGAGGACAACAAAGGAACUACAAAAAUAUGACUCGAGAAAGGCGUAUAGAGGCUAAUGCUCGUGAACGGACAAGAGUUCAUACCAUAAGUGCUGCGUUCGAUACACUGCGACGAGCGAUCCCUGCAUACUCUCAUAACCAGAAGCUGUCCAAGUUGUCCGUCCUCCGAAUUGCUUGCUCCUAUAUACUGACCCUGUCGCGAGUGGCUGGCGCAGAUUACAGUGCGGACAACAGUGAACCGUCCCUCGCGGACUGUGUAGAUCUUGUUUCUCGUACCAUCCAGACUGAAGGAAAACUUCGACGAAAGAAAGACGAAUGAGCUUAUCUCGGGGUGUUAUUUUAUUUACGGUCAUUGCAGCUUUAGCAGGAUAUGGAUAAUAAAUUUGUAUAAUUACUGACUGAUCUUGGUUGAUUAAUCUCUCCCAUUGAUAUAUUUUAAUACGUUUUCACCCCAUUUAACAUUAUGCACUGGUUCAAACAUUCAUAUUCCAUUUCACUCUCUGUCUGGAAUACCACAUUUAUUACUUUAGGGAUUUGUCUUGAUAAGACCAGUCAUUUCCUUCAUUAGACACUACUACUAUUGCCAUUUUUUCUUCCCAGGGCAAGUUCUGAUAAUUAGAAUGAAACUUAUUGGAAGUAAACAAUUAAUGAGGUAUGAAUGAUUCAGAGUGCAGUUUCACAAUUUUAUAUAUUGAACUUAUAUUAAAAAUAUCUGUUACACUAUUAUUCAGUAACUGUAUUUAGUAUGAAUUGAAACCUCGAAAUAUUUUUUUUUUGCUCAAAAUUAAGAAUUGUUAUCUAAAACUCAGAAACGUUAAUACAGUUUGACCCACACGAGUAUUCCACACGCUUAUAAAAACAUAUUUUGAUUGCGUGGUAAAAAAGGAUUGUGUUGGGUCUUACAUUUCGCUAACGUCUCACAACAUUUAAAAAUGUUAAUCUCGGAAGAAUUUACAAUUCUUUAGUGAAUGCCUUCAGAUUACAGACGCAAUUAAAUUAACUUAUUAUGCCAUAACCUGAGAUUAUAUUUCCGUCAGUGAUGGUCUUUAUCUUUCCGUUCCUGGUAUGACUGCUGCCAUUUUGAUAUUAGCUCACAAGUAGCCUUGACUAGACUUAUGGGCAGUGGGAAAAUAAAACAACGAAACGAUGCAAUUGUAAGUUAUUCUGUCUUCACGGAAUAAAAGAAAGACUGAUUUUUAUUGAGAAAUCCAAAAUAAAUUACAAAUCUUAUAUAUGAAACUGUUCACGUUAUUUGUGUUCUAUCUCCUCAUAGAGAUUUCUUUAUUUAUAUUAUAUUGUUAAUUAAUGUAAUUUCAAAUAGUCAUUAUGGAUUUGAGUAGUUUUCUCUUCCGAAGAAACAGUAACGACGACAUUAAAUUGGCACGUAAGCAUUUAUCCAAGUGUCGAUGAGAAAGAGGUUAUACGUCUGCAUUUCAGAGUUCACAUUUGUAGCUAGUAAAAGAUAACGAAUAUCUGCAUCUGAGUAUGAAGAGAGAGCACAUUUCAAAGAUAAUACCUGUUAGACAGCAUACAUAUAUAUCUUCUUUAAGUGUGUGUUUCGUUUUAAUCGGAACUUUGGCUUGUAUGCUGAGUCACCAAAAACUGAAUGAUGAUUAUCAAAUACAGUAAAAUAUGGAAGCAUGUAUGUUAUUUUGGUAGUAGAUUGAAAAGUGUUUCUACACAUUCUUCACGGUUAUUAGAUUUCAUAAAAUUCUACUGGACCUCCUAAUUUUAUAAGUCAAAUUUCAGGAGCACCAAAUUUUAAACUGUAAACUAUUUUUUAAAAAAACGUUCAUUAAGGGCUUUGGUACUGCUGCGUACUAACGGCAUUUUAUUACAAACUCUCUUAUUUAGUGGCAUUGAUUCUAUACCGAAGUUACAUUUAUAAUUGCACAAUGAAUUGUAAUAUUUUAUACUCUCUCAAAAACGUAAUUUUAGGGAACUAUAUAAAUUACAAUUAGGUCGAAUUGAGAUAUUUAUUAUAAUUUACGUGGCCGAAUUAUUACUAUUGAAAUAAUUUGAAUUUUAAGGGACGUCAUUUAACGAUGUACUCUACUUAUACGUGCAGUUGUUAUCCGGGAUUCAAAUUCCUACCAAUGGGGAAUUUCUAAAUUUCUGCAGAUUAUUACUUUCUUAGAAUUUGGGGGGAAAAUGGAAUGGGAGUAAAUCUGCUCUAUUAAUGAACUUGCAGGUGCUCUGAUAAGGCCUUGAUUUUGUUACACGGUUUAGGUUCUGAUCUGUUGUCUCCGCCCCAAUGGAAGCAUUACAUUUGCCUACACGCAUACACGGCACAACAACCUAGAACUCGGCAUUAUAAGCUUGCGCCGCCAUGAAAACCUCGAACCCUGCGUGAUGUAUGUUGUGUAGACAAUGACAUCAGAGGAAUAAGGACAGAAUACAUGAUUCCAUAAUUCGUACACCAUAGGUUAUAUCUUUUAUAAGAGUGUAGUGAGAAAAAUACGUAGUAAAUUUUAAAGAAGGUCCAUUUUUAUAUACGCGCUUCAGAUUAGGUUUGCAUAAACCAUUCAUAAUCGUGGCUCUAAAAUGUGCUUCACAAAUAUCAAAUUUAACUCUAAUUAGAAACAUAAAGUGUAUCUCAACGUUUGUAAAAUUGAGCUCUAAAUACAUUAUUAAGCCAGUUAUUUGACUCCUCACGAGAAGCUCAUUAUAUAAACUAAAUAUCUGCUAUUCAUAAAUAUUAUGCUAUUGUAUAAGCCUCACACUUUUUCAUCUUUUAUUGAAAAUACCAACCAAAUAGUAUUCAGAUUUGGUCUUAUUCGGCAGUUGUUUAAAUCUGAUUUCAUAGAUAUGUUGAAAUAUAGCUCCUGAUAUUUGAGCUUCGUGUUUGACGAAAGCCUUAAUUAUACGUGCUGGGUGUGUGUUGUGCUAUUUUAAUGCAAAACAUACAGCGAUGUAAGACACAAACCAGCAAUGUGGCGUCGACUUUUGAACUUUGUAUUAAUAUUGAAUUUGCACAACACAAUUUUAGGCAAUUUUUCAUGCUGGUUACAUUCGAGGAUUCGUAUAAAGUAGGCCUGCAUAUGCUCAAUUUGAUAACUCUGAAACAAAUUGCUUGAAUUUAACAUAAUAGCCUUCAAAACAUAACGAAAACUGCAUAAUCGUGUUACUGAUUUUCUUUCCUCAGUAAGGAACAGUCUUUUAAGAAAUUUUGUUGAAGAAAACUCUUUUAUGUAACACCUUUUUCUCUUUCAGAGAUACAGAGCCAGUGGUGUUUUAGUCAGAUUGAGUCUAGGUACAAAACUGUUCACAGAUACGAGUGAACUUUCUUUUGACGUCUCUGCCAUCUGUGGGCGGAUAAGAUGGAGUUAAAUGCAAACUCAUAGGAAACAAAAAUAUAAUUAAUAUCAUUGUCGUUUCAAAUAAAUACAUGUUUGGUUUUCUCCUUCUUGUGCUGAAAUAAUGGGAACUGUCCCAAAAUAUUUUGUUGAAAACAGACAUCUUGAAUAUAGAAAAUUUUGUGUAAUAUUACUAAUAAUUGUAUAUAGUGUAUUGUUGUCAUGCUGAAGCAUUUUUGUAUAGUAUUUGUACAGAGAAAUGUGAUAACAAUAAGGGAAUUUCUUGUUCUUUUUGUCUUGUGAUUUACAGAUCAUUAAUAAAAAGUUAAAUUAAUCUUGC
Messenger RNA from Zootermopsis nevadensis, 5514 nucleotides. RefSeq names its product atonal bHLH transcription factor 8-like protein net (gene net). Gene Ontology annotation, cellular component: nucleus. Gene Ontology annotation, biological process: anatomical structure morphogenesis; positive regulation of transcription by RNA polymerase II. NCBI's taxonomy places the organism in Eukaryota, Metazoa, Arthropoda, Insecta, Blattodea, Termopsidae. The record is from RefSeq and is a predicted model, not a curated record. Gene Ontology annotation, molecular function: DNA-binding transcription factor activity; protein dimerization activity; E-box binding.